This is a messenger RNA of Effrenium voratum, 1236 nucleotides long. NCBI's taxonomy places the organism in Eukaryota, Dinophyceae, Suessiales, Symbiodiniaceae. The record is from the annotation of a GenBank genome assembly.
AUGGAGGAAGCGCUGCUGCAGCUGCAGCUGGCCUUCGAGGAGGAGAUUCGGCGGCAGGUGGCCCUGGCGGUGCAGAGCUACGAGGAUCGCGUGGCGGGCUUGCAGCAGGAAAUCCUGCAGUACAAGGAGGAGAAUUCGGGCCUGCGGACCAGGAUAGAACUGGCCACCAAGCAGUUGGAGGAGAUCACCGAGCAGAAGGAGGCCGCGAAGCCUGAGAGUGCGGAGGCGGCGGAGGAGGAGAAAGAGACGGAGAGCAAAGAGCCCGAGCACUCCCCAGGUUCAAAGAAUGCCAUGCAGGCCAUGCGAAACGACCAAUCUUUUCCCGGGCUCCAAAAGGCUGUGCCUGGACACACCUGGAGUCGUGUUCAGCCGCCCGGACCCGGGCCGGCCGAGAUGCCGGGGGACGAAAGAGAUGCAGCCAAAGACGCUGCUCUUUCGCCGGAGUGGAGAGCGGCCACCUGGGGUGAGAAGGCUCCGAAGGAAGUGAAGAAGUGGUUCCGGGCGAACGUUGACAUCUAUUUGCGGCCGCAGCCCAAAAUGGAUGCCCGCUGGUACCGGCAGGCGGUUCGCAGAGGUGAGUGGUUUGAAGUGGACGGUGUGCAGCAAGACAACCGCAUCCAAAUGCUCCGUCUCAAAGACGGUCGGGGCUGGGUGCCGAAUACCAAGCAGAAGGGCUGGCCGCUCUGCGUGGAGUUCUCGGAGCGCGAGGAGUCCCGAGAGCGCGAGGCAUGGCCACAGGAGACGAGGGCCAGUCGACAGAAGGAAUGCUGGACGGCUGAGGAGUGGCAGGAGUGGAAGGCAAAGGAGAGGCAGUGGAAGGCAAAGGAGAAGGGACCUUUCGACGACUCCCUGGAGGCCACCUGGAAGACGAUCGAGCGCACGGGAAAGGAUUGGUCUGCGCCCGUCACGGACGUCCGCCCCGACCUGCCAUCCCUCGAGGGCCUGGUGAAGAACAAGAUCUACGUUGCCAACGUGCAGAUCCGGGUGCGCGAGAGCCGGCAGUACGGGGCACCCGGCGACAAGAUGCUGCAGCCGGGGGAAGUCUUCGAAGUGGACGCCUCGACGGUGGACGGCAGCGUGAAGAUGCUGCGGCGGGAAGAAGGGGGCUGGGUGCCGCUCGUGGAGCCGAACGGCGAGCCAGUUUGCAGAGAGUGCGAGCCAAAAGAGCUUGAGCGCAAGGAGGCCAAAAGCAUUGGCCCGACCGCUGGCGUGACGGGAACGCGACGGAUGGCGUGA